AUGGGAGCUGGCGCCUCCGCUCACAAGGCUCUCUGGGAGAAUGCAAGCCAGAAUGAACUCAACGACUUUGUGAAGGGCCUCUCCAAGGAAGAGGCCGCAAAGCUGGCAGCAGCGCUGCAGGCGCGCGAAGGUGCCGCACCACUUGGCAUCCGUGAGAUGUCGGCGCUCCACGCGACCCACAGCUUCAACCCAUCCAAGGAAAUCCCUCGCCAGGUGGUCAAGGAUAUCCUGGAAGGCCUUCGCAGCGUGCCCUCUUCCGCCAACACACAGCCCUGGACCAUCGUGGUCGUGCAAGGUGCUACCCGCAAGCUUCUCUCGGAGAAGAUUGUUGCCAAGUUCGAUGCCGGUGAGCAGGGGACUGCCCUGUAUGCCGACCUUCCCAAGGACAUGCCCGCGCGCAUGCAGAAAGCUGUGGAUGCCUACACAAAGGAAUACGAUGCCUUCCUGGGCGACAAGGCAAAGCUGCGGAAGGGCUGCGAGUUCUUCGGCGCACCCCUUCAUCUCGUGGUCUGUGCACCGAAGGGCCCAUGCUUGGAGGAGAGUCCGCCCGUGGAUGGUGUGUUCCUCGACAUGGGGUCGGCCAUGACUGCAAUGUCCUUCUCUGCGUUCGAUCUGGGUCUCGGCGUCCACCCGCAGUUCUCCCUCGCGAAAUAUCACGACAUCUACAAGGAGGUCCUGAAGGAGAAGAUGCCAGAUGACCAUUUUGUCAUCUGUGGCCUCAGUGUUGGGUACCUGGAGAAUGACCAGGAUCCACGGAAUACGCCGGGAUUUGUGCCUUCGAAGUUGAGCGUGGACGACACCACGAGGUGGGUAAACUGCGACGCCGAGUGGCUCAAGACCCACGGAGACGUGGUGACUGGCAACAGCGAGCACGGCUUGAAGCACUUAGUGCAUUCCCGGCACUGCUCCCACACUUUGGAUACACCCCGGCCAGUUCCUUACGACUUCCUUGCCUCCAUUCUGUCGGCAGCCCGCUAUGUGACUUCGGCGUCGAAUUCGCAGCCCUGGUCCGUGACUGUGAUCCAAGGUGCUGCGAGAGACAAGCUUUCGAAAGCCAUGCUCGACCAUUUCGAUGCCGGCAAUGAUGGAGGACAGACCUACAAGAAGUACAGCACGCAGAACACCUCGCGCAUGCAGAAGGGCAAGGACCAGUAUGGCUACGAGCUCUACGAGGAGCGGCACAAGCUGGAGCGCGAUGACAAGGACGGCCGACGGAAGAAGUACCGCCCGAACUACGAGUUUUGGGGAGCUCCCGUCUUGUUGCUUCUGAAAGCUCCAAAGGCUGCCGCAGCAGGAACUUUUGUGGAUAUUGGAUCCUACAUGUAUGCGAUCCUCGUGGGCAUGCAAGCUUACGGUUUGGGUGGUAAGCCACUGGGCUCCGUGGCGAAGUACACGGACAUCUGCAGGCUCGGGGUUUCAAGCUUCCGGAUCUGCGGUUUCUGGCCCAGGAGUGUGCAGGCUGAGGGGUUGGGGGAGCAGAGGCUUCGGAACGUAAGCUUGGGUCUUUAUCAGGGUUCUUUGUAUGAAUCCUACUAUUUUGGGGUUCUAGGCCCAGGGUUUCUUAGUCAGGUUCCUACAUGA
Messenger RNA from Symbiodinium sp. CCMP2592, 1581 nucleotides. The record is from the annotation of a GenBank genome assembly. NCBI's taxonomy places the organism in Eukaryota, Dinophyceae, Suessiales, Symbiodiniaceae.